AGGGUCUGGGAGAUGAUGAGGUUCUUUGUUUGAAGAAAGGAGGUGAUUUUAUCUCAACGGGGGGGGCGGCUCAGACCGGCUCAGAACCAGGUUUGUUUAUCCAGGAGCGAUCAAUACAUCAGUCUUAGUGCCAACUCAUGACAGGAGUCAUCCCAGGACACUGAGACUCUAAACAGCAUUUAUCAAGUUUACAGAGGAGAGGGUGGACUUCAUCUAACAGGUAGAAACCUCGAACAGGACCAGACUGAUGUUGGACCGUCAUCAGCUGAGACUGAGCUGGGCUUAGUAGGUUGACAAUAUUAAUUAUUUAAUAUUUCUGAAUCCCCAAAAAGUGGACAAGACUACAUGGAGGUGCCGUCACGGAGUCACAGUAAAUUUUGAGAGUUUUUCAGGUCAGGUCGAAUGUUUUUCACUCAAAACUUCCACACAAAACCUGGACGUCUGAAGGAUUUUAUAAACUCCCCUGGACAAAGAGGACAUGUCCGGGUAAAAGAAGACUUAUGGUCACCCUAGGUUUAGAGAGUGUGAAUUAACCAACAAUCAAGAAACAACCAACCAGACUGAGGAGUGAAAACUCGACUCUUACGCCCAAUUUUCACCAAAUGGUUCCAAUCUGGAACAGCAGAUUUUCGCCAUUUAUUUAUUUAUUUUUUAUUUUAUUUUAUUUUAUUCGAUUAGCAUUUAAAAUCUACCCACAACAGAUACAUAGUAAAUUUCAAAAGCAUCAUAAAGCUAAUCGAAAAGGUGUAGGCUGAAGCUCAUUUAACAAUUCCUACCGGAUCCGUUUGUGAGGCAAAUGCUGUGUCAGAUUACGGACAGGAAUCACGAGAACUCAGAAGAACCACAUGCAAUCGCGCAAUAACAAGUUGUAGACUAGACAUAUAAGCAGUAGAUUGUGUCCUUCCAGAGGAGGAAAUCUACUUCUAGACUUCUAGAAUCAGCAUCUCCUCAUCCAUGGUGUCAUCGGGGUGAAAUGACGUCUAAAAACCUUUCACUUGUUCGGAGUGUUUUAUUUUGAAAAGAAGCCGGAUGUUUUAUUUUGUGUCUGUCCCCGACUUCCUUUCCAGCACGGGUUAAUCUGAGCUUAAGUUAUCCGGAAUGCUGCGGCGUCUGGUAAAAAUAGAACUCUUGUGAUCAGCUGAGGAGUCCGGUGAUCCGCAGAGGAACGGAAAGAAGUCGGUGUAAAUCGACACGUUAACUUGAAUGGUUACGAUCAGCUACGAUCGGAGGAUACGACCUUUUUGUCCAGAUGCGGUGGAGAUUGGGGGUAAAAUCUGAGUCCUCCUGGUUAAAAAGUUUCUAAGUUUUGCAGAUGUUAGUUUAAAGAUGUUAAAUUAACUCUCUGAUAGAUGGGUUUAUUUUCGUUGCGUGCCUCCAUAAUGGGAAAAACCAGCGCUGCAUGUCAGAAUGUCGCUCCAAUCAAAGUGAGCACCUUAUGUUGUUACAGGAAGAGCGGUUUGAGAGCUCCAGAAGGCCAAACUUCCCAUGAGGAGGUCACAAAGACAAACAUUUCAGAGUUUCACAGCACGCCUCAGUAACUCUGUGAGAGCGCCCCCCCUCCUCCCCUCCUCUGUCCCUCGCCUUUUUCUUUAGCAACAUGAACUCUGAGAGCCCUGGGAGAGUCGGGGGGUAAAGAGAGGGAAGAAGGAGGUAAGACAGAGGAGAGGAGAGGAGGGCAGGCUGCAGAAAUCCACGUCUAAACAGAUGCAGUAAUUCCAUUUCCACUCCUUUACAUUCGGUAUGCAGGGGGCCAGCGCGUAACCCGAAACCCUCUAUCGCCGCCGCGCACAGAGAGCAGGAGGCGUAGUCGACAGUUGGUGGCUGGGGCCGUGGAGUCUAUCAGGCUUGUUAAUCAAUACGGGUUCCACUCUGAUAGACAGCGAUUGGUGUAACCGAUGCUCAGGCUGGUGGGAGGAGGAGGAGGAGGAGGAGGAGGCACCUGUUCCCCGCCACUUUCACCUGCGGUUCUCAGCUCGGCUGGAGACGGCUGGCCCAGCGUGAGGCCUCUGGAUCGGGCCCAGAAAGACUCUGCAUGAACAUGAGAAUGUCCGAGGAGCCAUGAGAAAAAUGUCCCACCUGUUCUGGCAGGAUGACGGCUGGAAUGAGAGAGGUGGGAGGAAAGACGGCGUUAAGAGGCGAGAACACGCCAAGAAAAGUGCCGGAAUACAAAAACGCUGCUCCUCCGUGUUUGGUUCUGCCUCUGAGGACAGAAAGACCUGAUCCAGAUGACCUGAGCUGUCUGGUUCUUACUGAACUAGAAGAUCCCUGAUGUCUUUUUUCACCUUUGACAGACAGGGUGUCAGAGUAAAGACCUCAGAACCGGACUGAUGUGGUCCACUUUCUUGGUCUCUUGUAGCAGCGUUCUGGUUCAGACUGUAAAGACGCUGUUACAGGAAUCAUGUAGAGGUUUUUUCAGGUCCUGCUUGGACACGAGUCAUGAUAGUAGACCGACUUUAUGUGGUUUUUAGGAUUCAGAUCUGAGUCCAGGUUUCUGGUCUGGUCAGUCGUUUUGAGCUGCUGACGGACCUUUAAUCAGAUUUGCUUAAACCUGCUCGAUCACCUGAAGACAUGAUUAUGUUUAUCAGUGAGUCGUCUGCGUACUUAAGGUGAUUUACCCCAAAUUUCCACCGUACGCAGAACAGCGGUGAAAAGGCCAUCUGUGCUGUUUCCAUUCAAGUUAACGUGUCGAAUUCAGUUCAGCGGGCUUCGUUGCCGAUCGCCAGGGUUCUAUUUUUCCGGACGCCGCAGCAUGGCGGAUAAAUUCAAUCAUAAAACGGGUGUGGCGUGGGAUUCAAGAGCCAAUUGUUAUUGUGCGAUUGCAUGUGUUCUUGUGAGUUGUUGUAAUUUCCACUAUUCGAAAUUUGCCACAAAAUUCACCUCACAAACACAUCAGGUAGGAUAAGACUACCAGAUGUGUUUCAGGCGGAUCGUAUUUCACACUCUGCAAAUGUGGUUUGUUUCGUAGAUAAAGAUAAAUAUUGUACUUACCCGUGGUUAAUUCCCAAUCUCCACUAAAGUGUCUGAUCUACUGGUCUGGACAGAGUGGAUUUCCUCCUCUGGAAGGACACGAUCUACACCCGUAUAUGGUCAUGUGUCUGUCUUCAUAGCGACAAAUCAUCAUCGCGCCAUUGUGUGCGAGUUUGCGGGUUCUUGUACGUCCUUGAGAUUUCUACUGUCUGAAAUUCACCAUGAAAUUUACCUCACAAUCGAAUCUGGUGGGUGAAAAUUUGGCGUUGUUUUGUUGUUGAACAGAAGAGGCACCAGGACAGAGCCUUGGGGAACUCCACGUGUAAUUAUUGUCUGUUCAGAUCUAAAGUUUCCUUUUUUCCUACAUAUUUUUGGUCUGAGUCGUCCAGCAUGGGUUUAAAAUCUCUCCAGAGCUGACGGUUAAAUGUUUUCAUGUUUGUGUUCACUCACGCUUCAGUAUUUGGAUUAUUUAUCAUGUCUGAAUACAGUAAGUGUUGAUGGUUACAGUGGAAAUGUUCUUCUGUAUGUUAAUGUGAGCUCACCCAUCCUCAGUCAGCCCACACCCCGAGCUCAGAGGGUCACUCAGCCUCCUUUAGCAAAUAUCCCAGUUUAGGACCAAUUAGUGGUGAUGAAACGCUGCUGGUUGGAAAGACGCCGCCUGUCUGCCGAACCGUCUCAGCUCCAUUUGAAGCCCAUAAAUCCAAUAAGAAGUGUGAAUGAGUUUAAUUAGUGCUAUCACAAUGCUGUAUCUGUACACGCUGUUAGCUUGUUUCCUUUAGGCUGAGCUCCACACACACACACACACACACACACACACACACACACAGUGUUGUGUUUGUCAGGCCCUGCAGUGGUGUGGCGCUGUAAUCAGCGGCCCAGCAUGCACUGAGUCAAACAUUGGCAGCGGCGUUAAGACAAACAGCCCCCCCUCCCUGAAGACCAAGACGACCCCCUGCUGAGGGCUAACAAGACCACAUUAACCUCCUGCACCACACACACACACACACACACACAGCCUCUGUUUCCCUGCAUGCAAACACCUCUGCAUGUUCUCUCUCUCAUUCUUCCACACAGGCGUGAAGCUCUGAGGACACACACACAUUUCAGAGCGUCGUCAGAUUGAGGAGCAGAGCUCAGUCAGGAGCUUAAAGACGAACAGGAGCGCCUGAAAAAUACAUGAAAUCACCACAAACAUGUUACACUGCAGCGUAAAUGUGCAUAAAAACACAAAAACUAUGUCAGUGUGGUCAUUAUGAGGGAGGAAAUCCACUUUUCCAACAGCGUACUCAACUUCUUUCUUUAUCAUAAAAGACUGAAAAUGAAGAAGCUUUUAUUUUGAAAUCCUUUCAAUCUUAACUGUUGAGUCCACGACCUCAUUAAAGCGUCUUUUUUUCUCCUGAAGUUGUAAAGUCUACGUCCAGGUGUCGUUUUAAAUCUCUGAGCAUGUCUGCAGAGAAAUAAAGAAAAAUGUAGUGAAAGAGUUGAUCUUUAUUGUCCUCCGAUUUUACAGAUUUCGGUCUCAAAUUUUAGACAUCUUCAAAAGUUAACCUCUCUUAUCCGUCAUGUUUAAGCGAAUGAUUUCUUUAAGGUUUGUCGCACAAGAGGACACUCACAUUUGUUGCAUAAUACCUUAUAUAUGUGUUGAUUUUGAUGCUUUAUUUAUCUUUAUUGGAGGUGUUGCCUCCUGCAACAAUGCACUGAGACAUUACUGCUGCCUUUAUCACUGAAAUACAUCAUUCGUUGGUAUUUACUAUUAAAAAAAAGGUCAAUUAAAAAUCACUUUCUUCAGACAGAAACCUUAGCCAAACAUUUUGCACUCAUCCAUUUGUACAACAAACACAAUCGUAACUUCAGCAUGUAAAGUGAAAGUGAAGUGAAGAACUUUAAUAUUUAAAUUAAAUUAGUCCAGAAAAUAUGAUUGAAAUUUUGCAAAUAUUAAACAACUCUCAGACUAAACUUAAAUUAAAUCUUUGUGUGCAGAAAUUUAUAUUCAACAUUUGCAGAAAGAAAACAAAAUAAAUUAGAGUGAAGAUACAUGGUGUAAACUCUGAGGGCAUUAUAACCAGAGAAGACCUGCAGGAACAUGAGGGUUAAAUGAAAAGAUGAUUCUCGGUUAGUCCCACAGGGGAAAUUCUUUAAAAACAUAAAGAAACUUUGAGUUAAAAACGAGAUAUGUGCCUCAUAUUUACAUCUGUACAGAAUUUACAGGAUAAUCAGGUUUAUUGACCGAAGUGAAUAAAAACAGCAGUCAGAGGUCUGGACUUUAACUUUAGUUUAUUUGGAUUUCACUGAAACUUCUUACUGAGACUUUAAAUAAAACAUUAAACUCACUGUCAUAUUUUUAAAUCCCGUUUAUUCUCAGUGACUCUCAGACAUUUCUCUUUUAUUUCUCAUUAUUUCCUCGAUUUCCAGUUUUGAUUCUAACGUAACUUCAGAGAAAAGCAGAGCAGUGGGAGUUUUAUUCAGUUUGUCAGUCAGCUGUUUAAAUAAAUCACUCAUUAUUUGUUUUAUAUUGUUUUUUUAUAUCUGACUGCUUCACUACAAUCACUGAGCGCUGAGAUCUGUGACUGGUUGUAGUCGCCUCUCACAUCAUUGGGAACUUUACGCCAAGUCUGUCCGGCCUUCUCUGAGGACUCGCGGGUCCACUCGCAGAUGACUCUAAAUUAUGAGGUUAUUCUUGUUUUAACUUUUUGACAUCAAAUCCUUGAACAGAUGGGAGGUGGAACCAAUAUACAGUCUGUGUGCCGACCUCUUGACCAGGUCAGAUCUUGAUCUCAGCAGGUACUUACCUGGUUAAAAAAAGUUAAAAAAUACACAAAUAAAUAAUAAUAAAUCAGAAAACUGAUUUUUUUGCUCCUCGGUUUCUGCAGGAGGAAAAGUUGAAGUGACCAAAAGUGAAAACUCUCUCUCACACUCUUGUUCCACAGAUUCACUCACUUCUUUGUGUCCUGCUGCAGAAGAAGUUGGAUUUUGUGACUUUCCCCCCAACUGUCUGUCUGCACCUCUAAUUACAUUUCUCCCUAAUGUCUCUAUUGUAUUAACACCCCCUCCCCUCCUCUGUGUGUGUGUGUGUUUGUGGGACAAUGUGAUUGUAACCCUUCCUCCAGGGUGAACAUUUUAAACAAACACCUUUACACGGAGCUCUUGAUUGACUCAUUCCCCCUCCCCGCCCACACCAGGGGGAGUGUCCUCGCUCCUGCUGAAUAAAACCCAACGCACCCUCCUCCAGAGCAGCAUGCAGAGAGAGACACGGUGUUAGAUCCACGCAAACACAAAGACACACACACACACAGAAAGAGGGGAGAGAGUGACAGUGUAGCGCGCCUCUGUUUGGAUUUUACGCACACUUUAGUCGAGCUCAGGCUGUAGUAUGACUUCAUUUCUGGAUUAAUCGGACCCGCAGCCGACUUGCAGAGCGCAAGUUCGCUGCUACUUCACCGAGGAAGGAGCGAGGAGAGAAAGCAACGAUGGAGAGGAGCAUCCCGGGCUGGUGCUGCUGCGUGCUGGUGACUCUCCUCGUCCUGCACGGAAGCAGCUGCAUGGCUGCCAAAGAGCUCCAGUGUCAGGAGAUCUCCGUGCCUCUGUGCAAAGGGAUCGGCUACAACUACACCUACAUGCCCAACCAGUUCAACCACGACACGCAGGACGAAGCCGGCCUGGAGGUGCACCAGUUCUGGCCGCUGGUGGAGAUCAAGUGCUCCCCGGACUUGCGCUUCUUCCUCUGCAGCAUGUACACUCCGAUCUGCCUGGAGGACUACAAGAAGCCUCUCCCCCCCUGCAGGAGCGUGUGUGAGCGGGCGAAAGCCGGCUGCGCUCCGCUCAUGAGGCAGUACGGCUUCCCGUGGCCGGACCGGAUGAGGUGCGACCUGCUGCCCGAGCAAGGCAACCAGGACACGCUGUGCAUGGACUACAACCGGAGCCAGACCACGACGGUUUCCCCGGUGGUGGCGAAACCGACCAACCGGCCCCUGAAACCGUACAACCCCCGGAGGAAGGGCGGCUUCGGCGGCAGGGGGAUCCCCGGGAAUCACAAGCCGGCUGCGUCUCCGUGCGAGCCGGGGUGCUUCUGCCGCGCGCCCAUGGUGCCGGUGACCAGCGACGGACACCCGCUGCACAACCGGGUCAAGACGGGUCAGAUCCUGAACUGCGCCAUGCCGUGUCACAACCCGUACUUCACCCAGGAGGAGAGGACUUUCACCGCCUUCUGGAUCGGGCUCUGGUCCGUCCUCUGCUUCAUCUCCACUUUCGCGACAGUGGCGACUUUCCUGAUCGACAUGGAGAGGUUCAAGUACCCGGAGCGGCCCAUCAUCUUCCUCUCCGCCUGCUACAUGUUCGUCUCCAUCGGAUACAUCGUCAGGCUGGUCGCGGGGCACGAGGAGGUGGCGUGCAACAGGGAGAACGGCGCGGACCACAUCCACUACGAGACCACGGGUCCCGCGCUCUGCACCAUCGUCUUCCUGCUCAUCUACUUCUUCGGCAUGGCCUCCUCCAUCUGGUGGGUCAUCCUCUCCCUCACCUGGUUCCUCGCCGCGGGGAUGAAGUGGGGGAACGAGGCCAUCGCCAGUUACUCCCAGUACUUCCAUUUGGCAGCCUGGCUCAUCCCCAGUAUGAAGUCCAUCGCGGUUCUGGCUCUGAGCUCCGUGGACGGGGACUCUGUCGCCGGGAUCUGCUACGUGGGGAACCAGAACUUGGAUAACCUCCGCGGGUUCGUGCUGGCCCCGCUGGUUAUCUACCUCUUCAUCGGGACCAUGUUCCUCCUGGCCGGGUUCGUGUCUCUGUUCCGGAUCAGGAGCGUCAUCAAGCAGGGGGGCACCAAGACGGACAAACUGGAGCGGCUCAUGAUCCGGAUCGGGGUGUUCACGGUUCUGUACACGGUCCCGGCGACUGUCAUCGUCGCGUGUUACUUUUACGAGCAGCACAACAGACAGACGUGGGAAAUCACGCACAACUGCACGUGCAUGAGUGACCCGAACAGGCAGCGUCCGGAGUAUGCGGUGUUCAUGUUGAAGUACUUCAUGUGCCUCCUGGUGGGCAUCACAUCGGGGGCCUGGAUCUGGUCUGGGAAGACCCUGGACUCCUGGAGGACUUUUUGCACGCGCUGCUGCUGGGGGAGUAAAGCCUCGGCGGGGUCCAUGUACAGCGACGUGAGCACGGGACUCACCUGGAGGUCCGGGACGGCGAGCUCCGUGUCCUGCCCCAAACAGAUGCCACUGUCCCGGGUCUGAGACGGACUCUAGAGACCUGAAACCAGCGCUGAUAUGCUCUUUAAGAAAAACUGUGUUUGGGGGGAAAUGAUCGGAGGUGAGUCACGGAGAGUGGACGAAACUCGUGAAACUUCAACUUGUGCGCCUUUCUUGCCUUAUCCAAAUGUCGUCCGUGGGUUUGAAUAGAGUGGGGGGUGGAGUGGGGGGGUGACUAAUUGUUGUGGGAUUGUCCGUCAGCGUGUUGUAAUUAGCACAUUAAUGAGCGCCUAAUGGUUCCUCUUUAAAUAAUGAGCCUGUCAGCAGCAGAACAAUGUACCUGCAGAGGAGUCUUAUCUGAGUUUAAGUGAAUGAGUGCAGAUGACAAGAUGCUACGGUGGCCCAGAACUGCAAACUGCUGCAGAUUUUAAAAGGAAGCAGAAAAAAAGAAGAGGUAGAAACAGAAUUACUGAUGCAGAAAAAUAGAAACCGAAGCCUCGCUGAAAAUGAAAAAAGAAACAGUGCAGAUUAAAAGUUAAUGAUGCAAAAAAAGAGAGUUAUUGUGGAAAUAAAAGGAUGCUUAUUUUAAAAAAUGUCGGGGCUCAAUAAUGAUGAUGCACCGUAGUUUUAUGAUCUAGACACAGAAGAUGACGGUGAGAAGACGAGGGAAGAAGUUAAUGAAAAGUUUAUUGUUUAAUUUCACUUUUUAAACUUUUUAUUGUGUCGUGUGGUUCAACCAUGUUGCACCUGAGUCGAUAUGAAGUUGAACUUUAGGAUGUCGGUGUAGUGUUAGCUUCGGUUCAACUUCAUAUGGACCCACGCGCUACGUGAUCCAACCACAUGACACAUUAAAAAGUUUACAAAUCGAAAAUUAAACGAUAACUUUUCCACCUUCUUCUUUGCUCGUCGUCUUCUGUGUCUAGAUCGUAAACACCGGUGCAUCAUCAUAAUUGAUCCCCAACAGCUCACUUCCAUUAAGACCUUUUUUUUUAUUUGCAUCCUUUUAUUUUCUCAGUUACUAACUUUUUAUUUUUCUUUGCAUCUCCACUUUUUUUCAUCGUUAACUUCUGUUGUCACUUUUAUUAAUCCGUACCGUUUCUUUUUAGUAACUUCUGUUGUGACUUCUUUUUUUAUUUGCAGCAGUGGCACUCCUCGGCCACCGUAGCUCCCCCUUGUCACAGCUGAGGCUCUCCUUUUCCUUUUCUUGUUUUACUGUAAAGAGCCGCCGUGUCUUAAACAGAGCUGUCCCUCUCUGACAGACGACGAGUCAAUGCCUUAAAACUGUCUCUCUCUCUCUCUUAUACGGGUUGCAUUAGCGCGUCAAAAGUGUAUUUAUAUAAUUAUUAGUGUACAUAUAUUGUACAUUUGUAUAUGAAAAUUUACGAGAUUGUAAAUAUGUAUAAUUUCAACUUUGAUAGAAGAUUUUAUUUUGAGAAUAAAACAAGUUUCAUGGAGA
Xyrichtys novacula (pearly razorfish) is the source of this 9603-nucleotide messenger RNA. The record is from the annotation of a GenBank genome assembly. Lineage: Eukaryota; Metazoa; Chordata; Actinopteri; Labriformes; Labridae.